Messenger RNA from Bipolaris oryzae ATCC 44560, 1125 nucleotides. RefSeq lists its product as uncharacterized. Gene Ontology annotation, biological process: regulation of DNA-templated transcription. The transcript has 2 exons. NCBI's taxonomy places the organism in Eukaryota, Fungi, Ascomycota, Dothideomycetes, Pleosporales, Pleosporaceae. The record is from RefSeq and is a predicted model, not a curated record. Gene Ontology annotation, molecular function: DNA-binding transcription factor activity. The annotation marks the transcript as partial.
AACGAUGCGGCCAGCACAGACAAACGGAAACCAGUGCGGCGCGACCAAGAGAAACGACGUCAGCAAAACAUAAAGGCACAGAAGAAAUACCGUGACAAACUGAAGAGGCGCCUCGAUCAACUCGAGACACUUGCCGCCACGGUCGCCGAGGGCGCUGCAACAACGGAGGCAACCACUCCUGAUGCUGUCGUCAUCGCAACUCCUGCGCCUUCAAGUGUAUCGUCGAGAAUAUCAUCAAGAAGCAUCACAGCCGAUGGCCAGAUCAUGUGCCAUUACUUGGGACAAAGUCUCAGUAGUGAAUAUAGCAAUGAAUCUACUGCCUUCUCUGACCUCGACCUCUCCGCCUCCAUCUUCUCAAACUCUCCCUCGGACCUCGCCCCUUGCGACACGGUUGGCUCCAUCGAGAUUUCCAACUGCAACCUAACUGUCGACCCUGCGUCGCGGUUGCAUCCUUGGAUUGAUUAUGUCGAGUGUGGCUGUGUCAGCCCCCACGUUCAGGCCAGCUCAGCAGUAGGCAUCAGUGGAUACCGCGAUUUAAAAGCGUUGAACCCCGACUUGAGCCCAUUCCCCGUCGACCCCGUCGACCACACUCUCAGUGUUGAGCGCAUCUGCAUUGUGCGCGCAGUCACGGCGAACCGCCUGCACCUUGGCAUCACCGAGGAAAUGCUCUGUCAUGACGAUGCUGAAUCCCCCUUCUUCCGUCCUUUCCGCAACACCAUCGGGGACUCUGGUAUUGAGGGUGUCGUCAAGACCAUGCAGUCCAUUUUCAAGAGUCUGAAGCCCGAUCUUAGGCCCAUCAAGGAACAGAUUGUGAUUAGGCAUCAUCCCAUUAUCGAUCUUCUCCCAUUUCCUACCCUGAGAAAGAAUCUGAUUGCCAAACAAGACUGCUUCUACAACCAAGAGCUUUAUUACGAUCUGAUUAGUGGAUUAGUCUGCUGGGCAGGCGUUGGAAGGUCUGCAGAAAAUUCUGCUCCCGGCAGUGCAUCGACAAUCACGCCUUGGGACGGCAGAAGCUGGGAGGCUAGGACUUGGUUCUUGCAAAAAUACUGGACGGAACUUGGCGGUGAAGAAGGAGAAUUAGUGCGACAGAGUGAAUGGUGGCGAAGAAUGAGGGGAGAGGAUACU